Messenger RNA from Parasteatoda tepidariorum (common house spider), 3432 nucleotides. Its product is annotated as 3'(2'),5'-bisphosphate nucleotidase 1. The record is from RefSeq and is a predicted model, not a curated record. NCBI's taxonomy places the organism in Eukaryota, Metazoa, Arthropoda, Arachnida, Araneae, Theridiidae. Gene Ontology annotation, molecular function: 3'(2'),5'-bisphosphate nucleotidase activity. Gene Ontology annotation, biological process: phosphatidylinositol phosphate biosynthetic process.
AAAACAUAUCUGUUUUUGCAAUCUCAUCACAAAACAAUUGCAAAACAGAAUACAAAACUAAACUGGGAGUGUUCAAAAUAAUUUUAAUUAAGAUUAUUUAAUUAACGUCUGUUAAAAACAUUAAAUGAUGGCCACUCAAGCUUCCUCUGUGCUCAUCAAAUUAAUGUCUGCCUCUGUUACAGUUGCUAAUCAAGCAGGAAAAAUAAUUCGUGAAAUAAUGAAGAAAGGAAACUUAGGAAUUGUAGAUAAGGGAAUAAAUGACAUACAAACUGAAGCUGAUAGAUCUGCCCAAAGAUGUAUUGUGAAUUCUCUGUCAAAGCAUUUCCCUAAAGUAACAAUCAUUGGAGAAGAAACACUUGAAAAGAUAGAAAAUGAAGAUGGUUUGCUUAUUAACUUAAAUAACUGUGAGUCAAUUGCUGCUUCAUGUCCUGACGAUUUGCAGUCUGUAAAAGAAGAAGAUGUUGUUAUAUGGGUUGAUCCCUUAGAUGGGACAGCAGAAUACACUCAAGGAUUAUUAGACCAUGUGACUGUUUUGAUUGGUCUUGCUGUGAAAGGAAAGGCUGUUGGUGGAGUCAUUCAUCAGCCGUAUUACAAUUAUAAAAAUGAAAAAGAUUGGUCAAAAUUAGGAAGAACAAUGUGGGGUAUUGUUGGGGUUGGAGGGGGUGGUAUUCUUUACAAAGCUCCCCCCGAGGAUAAAAGAAUCAUCACUACUACUCGAUCACAUUCCAAUCCUGUUAUUAAUUCAACAAUUGAAGCUCUAAAACCAGAUGAAGUUUUGAGAGUUGGAGGUGCUGGGCACAAAGUUUUAUUAUUGAUAGAAGGAGCAGCUCAUGCAUAUGUAUUUCCCAGCAAAGGAUGCAAAAAAUGGGAUACUUGUGCACCUGAAGCAAUUUUACUCGCUUUUGGAGGAAAAUUGACUGAUAUUUCUGGACGACCAAUUCAAUACCAUGCUGAAGUUGAGCAUCUUAAUUGGGGUGGAGUUUUGGCUACGCACGCUGAAUCACUCCACGGGUGGUAUAUUUCAAAUAUACCUGACGAUGUGAAGGCAUCUCUUCAAUCUAAAAUAUAAUAAAAACCAUUCCUUAUUAAGAGCUUUAAAAUAAUUUUAUCAAAAAUUUUAAUUUUCAAAUAAAUUGUGAUAUAACCAUUUAUGUAAACACUUAUGUGAUUUUUGAAUCAAAUUUAUCCCUUCUGUUGAUUGUAAAAAUAAUAUUAUUAAGAUUUCCACAAAUAUGUCAUACAAAAAAUUGUUUUUAUUUUUUUUAUUAUUAUUAUUAAUUUGUGUCAUAAUAUUCUAGUUAAUCAGCUGUAUAAAAAGUAAUUUUUCAUUUUCUGAUUUUGUUUUUAAUUUCAUAAAACACUUAAAUUUAUGACACUUACAAAUCAAAGAUUCUAUUAAAAUUAGUUUAUAGAUCAAAAUUUGAAAUAUUGUUGGAAUUGAUUUUUCUGAAUUGAUUUUAUUUUACUGGUUUGAUUUUUUGUAUUCUGUUUUAAUAGCACUAAUAAUGUAGUUAAUCACUAUUUUUGUCUCUUCUUAUAUUAGUUUAGAAUUGUUGUGAUUUUUCAUGUUAUGUUUGAAAUGUUUAUCCGGAAUCCUUUUUGUUUUUUGAUCAAUUCAUAAGAGAAAUUCACAUCAAACUUUUGUUAAUUGUUAAAUUUUUCCAUUAAAAUGUAUACACUGCUGCUGGAAGGCUAAGAGUCAAGGGUUCAAUUCUGGCAGUCAACUAAAUAACUGACAUGUAUGCUUAGUUAGGGGCAAAUUUAGUUUGUUGUGACGUAAGUCCUCUUAUUUGUGUGGUAAAGAAGUUUGGAGAUAUGUAUAGCAUCUCGAAUGUCAUCGUUAUCUGACUGAGAUCAAUAUUACAUGAUGUUACUACCAUGACAAAUAUAACAACUUUGAAAAAAAAAAAUUCUUUUUUUUUCAAUAUUUGUGGCAGAAAUUUGUAUUUUUUGAUUGAAUUUGUAUCAAAAUUGGUCCCAAAACAUGCGUUUCCUUAAUCAUUUUAAAACUUUUAACCAAAGACAACAUCUACUUAAAACUUAUGUUUGAAACUUUGUUUUUACCAAAGACUGUCAUUGCUAAUUGUAUGACAUUAUUUAUUAUUAUUUUGACAAAGUGAGAUUAAAAAGUUUUGCUGAUAUGACGGACUUUAAAUUAAGAAAAAACGAUUUCAAUAUAUAUUUUAUUUAGUAAAAAUGAUAUUUUUAUUUGUGGAAACUCAUGAGAGUUUUUAAUAUUUUUUAUUUUUUUAACAUAAAACUUUUUACAGGGUGCGUAGCAAAUUUAAAAAGUGCUUAAAGGUGCUUAUUUUCGCUUUUUAAAAAAGCCCUUAAAAGUGCUUUCUUAAUUGAGUGCUUUUAAAAAGUGUUUAAUUUUCCAAAAUUAGAUAUUUUAUCUUUACCUUUGCGAUUUUCACCACAAAUAAUGUGAAAUGCGUAGUUUUCACAUUGUUCCAUUCUGCGCUUUCACAAUUAGUUCAACCACAUUUCAUUUCGACUUACCGUUGGCCCGUAGAGUAUAAAAGUGUCUAUCAUUUUGCACAUUUGAUAAAAUACUUGCAGAUCUUUUCGAAUUAAUUUUUCUCCUUAUUAAAUAAAGUAGUUAUUAGCCACUUGAUAAGAAAUAUAUUUAAAAUUGUGUAUAAUUUUUUUUGUGAUAAAUAUAAUUAAGGAAAGAGUUCUUUGUUAGAAACUAAUAAUUUUAUCAUGAUCACAUUAAUUCUUUGAGAAAAGUGCUUAAAAGGUGCUUAUUUUUUGUUUAAAAAAUUUGGUUACGCACCCUGUUUUUAAAUUAAACAAUGUUUUGCUGCAUGAAAAAAAAACACAUACUUAUUUGUUCUUGCAAUUUUUUUUAUGAACAAUUUCAAGAUACUAUUAUCUUUUGUAUUGAAAUGAAAUACAUAAAUCAAUGAAAAAAAAUAGUUAUUUAAAAGCUAUCAUGUAGCUUUUAUUAAAUGUAAACUUUAAUUCAAAUGAAAUUACUCUGUUUCAAAUUGAAAACAUUGUUAGACGUUAAUUUAAUUUUGUCACUAUUUUUCCAAGCCACAGUCUAUUACCCAAAUUUAUCUUAAUUUUUAAUUUUCUUUAUAGAAAUAAUUAAUAAUUUUUCUUUAUAGAAAUACUAAUACAGAAUAAUUAAUUAAUAAGUGCAGCAUAAGAAAAUUACAGGGAAAGAAAAGUUUCACUUGUUUGUGAUAGUAAUUGCAUUCGCACUAUUUUUUUAUUAAUUUUUUCUUUAUUACAUUUAUAGACCUGUGUUUAUUCAGUAGAAACGCACUAUAUUAAAUAAUGUACUCUACAUUAUAUAUUUGUUACAAAAAUGUAUAAAUAUUUCGGUGCAUUUUUAUAAUAUUUUAAGUAUUUUUGCAUAUUUUUAUACUAUACUUCUAAGGAUCAAUUUUUAUGGGAAAUAAAUAUUUUUUUUUACUCUCA